AUGGGACCUUCUGGUCAAUCGGAGAGUUCUCAUCGUUCAACAAGGUCCUUAAGUCAGUUGAACUCUCUUGUUGAACUCAUGGACCCUACCAAUGAAGCAGUCACACUAGAUCCAGGCCACACUUGGUCACAGGUCACACUUGGUCCAGGUCACACUUGGUCCAGGUCACACUUGGUCCAGGUCACACUAGAUCCAGGUCACACCAGGUGGCGCACCAGCAGGAGCACCAGUCACCAGCAGGAGCACCAGUCACCAGCAGGAGCACCAGUCACCAGCAAGAGUACCAGUCACCAGCAGGAGCACCAGUCACCAGCAGGAGCACCAGUUACAGGCAGGAGGUCACCAGCAGAGUUACCAGGAGGAUCACUAGGAGCACCAGGAGCACCAGUCACCAGCAGCCAGGAGGGUCACCAGUCACCAGUGGAGGAGCAGGGCACUAGUUACCAGUCCACACCAGGCAGGAGCACCAGUCACCAGCAAGUACCAUACCAGCAGGAGCACCAGUCCAGGAGGAGCACAGUCACCAGGAGGAUCACUAGUUACCAGGAGGAGCACCAGUCACCAGGAGGAUCACUAGUUCCCAGGAGGAGCACCAGUCACCAGCAGGAGCACCAGUCACCAGCAGGAGCACCAGUCACCAGGAGGAGCACCAGUCACCAGCAGGAGCACCAGUCACCAGGAGGAGCACCAGUCACCAGCAGGAGCACCAGUCACCAGCAGGAGCACCAGUCACCAGCAGGAGGUCACCAGCAAGAGUACCAGUCACCAGCAGGAAACAGUAGUGAGAGAGUACAACUUGUCAAAGAGCACAACUCAUCACAACAGUACAACAACUCAUCACAAGAGUACAACAACUCAUCACAACAGUACAAUAACUCAUCACAACAGUACAACAACUCAUCACAACAGUACAACAACUCAUCACAAAAGUACAACAACUCAUCACAACAGUACAACAACUCAUCACAAAAGUACAACAACUCAUCACAACAGUACAACAACUCAUCACAACAGUACAACAACUCAUCACAAAAGUACAACAACUCACCACAAAAGUACAACAACUCAUCACAAAAGUACAACAACUCAUCACAACAGUACAACAACUCAUCACAACAGUACAACAACUCAUCACAAGAGUACAACUCAUCACAAGAGUACAACUCAUCACAACAGUACAACAACUCAUCACAACAGUACAACAACUCAUCACAACAGUACAACAACUCAUCACAAAAGUACAACAACUCAUCACAAGAGUACAACAACUCAUCACAACAGUACAACAACUCAUCACAACAGUACAACAACUCAUCACAACAGUACAACAACUCAUCACAAGAGUACAACAACUCAUCACAACAGUACAACAACUCAUCACAACAGUACAACAACUCAUCACAAAACGAGAACUACACAGAUGUGACUGACAUGCCUAAAUUACAUAACAGUAGUGAGAGAGUACAACUUGUCAAAGAGCACAACUCAUCACAACAGUACAACAACUCAUCACAAGAGUACAACAACUCAUCACAACAGUACAAUAACUCAUCACAACAGUACAACAACUCAUCACAACAGUACAACAACUCAUCACAAAAGUACAACAACUCAUCACAACAGUACAACAACUCAUCACAAAAGUACAACAACUCAUCACAACAGUACAACAACUCAUCACAACAGUACAACAACUCAUCACAAAAGUACAACAACUCACCACAAAAGUACAACAACUCAUCACAAAAGUACAACAACUCAUCACAACAGUACAACAACUCAUCACAACAGUACAACAACUCAUCACAAGAGUACAACUCAUCACAAGAGUACAACUCAUCACAACAGUACAACAACUCAUCACAACAGUACAACAACUCAUCACAACAGUACAACAACUCAUCACAAAAGUACAACAACUCAUCACAAGAGUACAACAACUCAUCACAACAGUACAACAACUCAUCACAACAGUACAACAACUCAUCACAACAGUACAACAACUCAUCACAAGAGUACAACAACUCAUCACAACAGUACAACAACUCAUCACAACAGUACAACAACUCAUCACAAAAACCCCAACAGACCCCAAUAGACCCCAAUAGACACCAACAGACAUCAACAGACCCCAAUAAACCCCAACAGAUCACCCAACAGACCCCAGACCCCAAGACCACUCAAUAG
This is a messenger RNA of Homarus americanus (American lobster), 2187 nucleotides long. Its product is annotated as GATA zinc finger domain-containing protein 14-like. The record is from RefSeq and is a predicted model, not a curated record. NCBI's taxonomy places the organism in Eukaryota, Metazoa, Arthropoda, Malacostraca, Decapoda, Nephropidae. The coding region runs from base 1 to 2187 and encodes 728 amino acids. The transcript is spliced from 8 exons.